CUCUCAAAACCCUAAAUUCUCUAGAGGCAAUCAAUCAAAGCCACCCGGGACUCGGAGCGUGAAGAAGCUCAUCGGAGAGAAGAAAUAUGGCGAAAUCCAUGAGAUCCAAGAGAGAGAAGAGGCUGAGAGCCAUCAGGAGAGAGAUGGUUGAGCCUAUUUACGACAAGAAAGACGCUGCGAAGCUCGCUGCUCAACAGGCUGCUCUUGCUGCCCCUAAGCUUCCCGUGCGCCCCUCUCCUUUCACCAAUAUCUCUACUAUGGACGUCGCACCAGCCUCUACUUCAACCGCCGCCGACGCUGCUAUGGAGGUGGAGAUGGAUGAUGGCAGUGAAAGCAUGAUGGCGCUGAAGGCUGUUGGUGGGAUUGGCAAGAAAUCCAAAAAGAAAUUCAAGGUUGGGAAGGCCAAGCGGCGUGGUAAGUGCAAGAUCAAGAGGAAUCGCCACAUCUAGUCCCGUGGCCACUGUACUUGGAUACAUGGCCUCUCCCAAUACUUAACUAUAUUGUAUUAAGUACUAAGUUCAGUGACAUUUGGUUAACCCUUCAAGUUUAAUUAUUUAUUUCUUACUCUCA
This is a messenger RNA of Cucurbita moschata (crookneck pumpkin), 570 nucleotides long. RefSeq lists its product as uncharacterized. The record is from RefSeq and is a predicted model, not a curated record. Lineage: Eukaryota; Viridiplantae; Streptophyta; Magnoliopsida; Cucurbitales; Cucurbitaceae. The transcript has 2 exons. The coding region runs from base 87 to 449 and encodes 120 amino acids.